Peronospora matthiolae is the source of this 1842-nucleotide messenger RNA. The record is from the annotation of a GenBank genome assembly. Lineage: Eukaryota; Oomycota; Peronosporomycetes; Peronosporales; Peronosporaceae.
AUGACCAACAUUGGCGACCGUGAGAUCAUACUACCCACCCACACUAUAUUAGGCAUGUGGGUCGAAGGCGAUAUGGUACCGCGAACUCAAGGUUUGGUGACAGUCGGGUCGGGGAAGUACAAGGAAUGGCAAACUCUGGCAUAUGAGGCUACGACGGAUCGAGUGAACGAAUUCCCGAAAGAACCGAUCGGACCAUUGGUAGAUCGUCCUACGUAUGCCGCUCCCAAACGCAUCUUGAAACGUCCGUCUGAUGCGUUACAGAACCUGUCUCCGGCGAUCUCCACGGUAACGCCGCAAGCUAACGAUGACGAUUCGCAAAAGGCAGAUGCUGUAGUUGCGAGGGAAGUAACGGUCAGGGGAGCCGAACUAUCGCGAAUGGAGAACGGUCAUGAGAUCGGUACCCAACAUGCAACGAAGGGAGACCGCGACACCGGGCAAGAAGGGCUACGUGACAGAUCGUCUCUACCGAAGGCUGAGCCGACUGACCAACUGUUAAAAUUGGGCCAGCCGGAAGAGACGAAAGAGCCUAAAGAAGAAAUAGUGCUAAAUACUGAAGACGUCGAGAUUGCAGAAAUACCAGUUUAUCACCACGAGAGCGGAGAUUUGUUUGCGGAAGAUAUCGAGCAGCAUAUGGCCGUGCUACCAGAGAUGUCGGCGACUACGGAAGAAGUUACGAUUGAGGACAUUCAGAUCGGUGAUCCCGAUGUGCCUCUCACCACAGAUCAACAACAGCUCAGAUCGCUGAUCUGGAAGAGCCGUCACCUCUUCAUGGGUAAAGGUAAUGCUCUACCACCAGCAGCACGAGGCGCGAUCUGUGAUAUUGAUGUCGGUGGGGCAGCACCGAUAGCGCAAAGAGUGCGUCCGGUCGCACCCAAAUAUCGGGAGAAGCUGUCAGAUCUCAUCAAAGGACUAUUAGCAGCCAAAAUCGUUCAGCCAUCCACGUCACCUUGGGCGUCUCCGAUAGUGGUGAUCAUCAAGAAGAACGGAGUGGAUAUUAGCCUUUGCAUUGAUUAUCGAAGAGUGAACCAGCUGACGCGUCUGAUGGUAUAUCCCAUGCCGUUGAUCAGCGAUCUGUUGGAAGAUCUGGAUAAAGCUCUAUGGUACUGUUCGCUAGACAUGGCUAGUGGAUUUUGGGUCGUCGAAAUGACUGAACGAGCAAAACUGAUCUCAGCGUUUGUCAAACCGUUUGGCUUGUUCGAGUGGCUGCGAAUGCAUUUUGGGCUUAAGAACGCGCCCCAGAUCUACAAACGUCUGGUGGACAAUGCGUUGUAUGGAUAUCUCAAGAUCGGCCAGAGAUCAGCUUCUGAUGGCCCGAUCGACGUGUUCAAAGAUGGAGAACCUGAGACAGAUCGACGACCGUCUAUACUGGGACGCCGAUCUUACAUUGACGUGGAAUCUGUCUAUCAGCCUCACGAAGAGCUUUUGGGGUGCCGUAAGGUCGAUUAUUUGGGAUAUCGAGUGUCGAUGGAUGGUCUGGAGGCUCAGCCCAAGAACCUAGAGUCGUUGGUUAACAUCCCGUUUCCUAGCACGCUACGAGCUAUGCAAUCCUUUCUCGGGAGCUUGAACUACUACCGUCGCUUCAUUGAGGAUUUCGCGGUGUAUGCCGCGGUGUUGUAUGAGUUAAGAGAAUCGGAUUUCUUCGAGAUCGGCCGAUCUCAGCUUGCAGCAGGAGACGAAUGCUCCAACGAGGGUCGAUGGACGGAAGCCAAGGUUACUUUCACUAUGCUGAAAGCUAAGAUAGCUACAGCUCCCAUGCUCAAGCAUUUCGACCCAGAUCGGUCCCCCGUAAUCGUGGUCUACGCUAGCAAGUGGGCUGUCUCAGCGGCCCUGAUACAGGAGUAA